This is a messenger RNA of Camellia sinensis, 912 nucleotides long. RefSeq lists its product as uncharacterized. NCBI's taxonomy places the organism in Eukaryota, Viridiplantae, Streptophyta, Magnoliopsida, Ericales, Theaceae. The record is from RefSeq and is a predicted model, not a curated record.
CAACCCAUGUGAGAAACACAUUGUGAAAGGCUUAAGAGAGAAAGUGAGGCUUCUUGAAAAGGAAGUGAAUGAAGUAAAGUCCAUGAGAGAGAAUGAGAGCCAAGCUUAUGAGAAAGAGAUGGUGGUUCAUGCAUUUAAGGAGGCAGAGUGGAAGAGAGAGAGGAAGAGGUUGAGGGAGCAGGUGAAGAAGCUGAGGAAGAAGUUGGAGGAGAGAGAAGAAGAAGAAGAAGAAGAAGAAGAAGAAGAAGAAGAAGAAGAAGAAGAGGAGGAGAUAAGGGUUAGAUUAGGAGGAGGAAUGGGAGAUGAUGGUGGUAGGGUGGUGGUGUUGGGAGGAGAGAGAGCUGAGAAAGAUCACUACUACUUGGAUUGGCUGCCGCCGCCGCCACCACCACCGUUGGUGGCCGCGGGGACGGCGGCAAGUUACUUCGUGGAGAAAAUGAGGGAGGAGAGAGCAAGUAGAGAUGAGGCGGUGGAGAAGUGGAAGAAGCUAUACCUUGCCAUCAAGAUUGAGCUUGACGACCUUAUUCAAAGGACACACCAAGGAGAAAGAUUGUAUUGGAGAGAGGAAGAAGAAGAUUUAAUGGAGAAAUUACAGCGAGAAUUGAAAAUCAAGGAAGAAACUAUUGAGCUUCUGAAAGCACGAUUAGCGUUGAUGGAGCAAGAAGAAUCCAAUAGGGAGCGAGAGGUGGACAUUCUAAGGCAGAGUUUGAAAAUCAUGAGCUACAAGAAGAAAUCGACAGUGUUUUGCCAAGAGCCUCCCAAGAAGCUUGCUUUUGUAAAACGCGCACAUAUGCGAGGAAUUUAAUAUGCUUGGUACAUUGUAAAUUACUAAUAUAAAUUAAACAUAAUUCUGUAUGCUUAACAUUUUCCUAUAAAUAAUAUAAUGCAAUAUAGAAUCUGCUUGUAAGGCUC